Aplosporella prunicola CBS 121167 is the source of this 892-nucleotide messenger RNA. RefSeq lists its product as uncharacterized. The record is from RefSeq and is a predicted model, not a curated record. NCBI's taxonomy places the organism in Eukaryota, Fungi, Ascomycota, Dothideomycetes, Botryosphaeriales, Aplosporellaceae. Bases 1 to 831 code for a protein of 276 amino acids. The transcript has 2 exons.
AUGCUCACUCCAGAUGUUUCCCGCCGGAACCAUGCCAUCGAAGUCGCGGAUCGAGUAAAUAUAGAAGAGUACAAGAUCUUCAAUGCAUUCAUUCAAGAAAACGACAUCUCGGCCUCAGACACGGCGCAGAAAAUCGUAAAUCUCACCAAAGCUGCGCUCCAAGCCAACGAGCAAGAUGAGCGGGUUCUCGGCUGGCAACUCGAGAGUACCGGGAACGGCUUCCUUGAAGCCGGCGUGCGCGCUUCGCCAGCCCAGCAGAAAAAACUCAUCACUGUGCUCGAGGAGCUGCAAAAAACCACUUUGUCGGACCCUAAGACGGGCGAAGUCGUGCGCUAUUGGGAAAUGGAGGUGUGGGCUGAUCUACCCAUGAUUGGAUUCGCUUUCGGGAACGAGAUGAACUCGUUCGAUCCCAACGACACGACAAGCUGGCCCGACGACAUCGCCCGUUGGGAGCCUCUCACCACCUUGGCGGCGCAGAUUAUGGCCGUCCCAGCCAUCAAACUUGACUUUUUUAGGUGGACCUGGGCCCCGGCGGCACUCAGAGACGUGUUUAGGUCGUAUGUUGAGCCGGGCCUGCCUACUGAGCUUGCCGUAAGGGCUGCUUGCUUGUGGUUUAUAUAUGCGGGAGAAGUGCUGUGGGAACAGACACGUAAAGGGGAGUUUACCGUCCUUGAGGACGGCGAGGAUGAGGUAAAGAAGAAUCUUAAGCAGUGGAGUGACUGGAAGGAAAAUUUACGGUCGCUGCGGGAUUCUGCGACGGAUGCCAGGACAAGGGAGUUGUUGGUGGAGGCGUUGACGGCGAUGGAGAGGGCUGAGGAGAAGAAGGAUUAGGGAAGAGAUAGUGGUAAAGUCUUAUGGUCGACGACUUAAAGAGUUGGUUCCUUAUAAUGAC